AUGGCAGCUCAAAGGCCAGGAACGAGUGAAAUUCCAUCAGGUUCGCACGCAUUUCCCAUGACCGAGAUACCUAAUAACCAGGCAGCAGGGUUACCUGCAGCAGCAACGGCAAGAAAGUCGACUGAAGUUGCAUCGGGGUAUCAGGUCCCGAAUAAACAGGCUGCAUCGCUUGGAAUGGCCCCACCGCCGCCCAGGGGUGGAUCGAAUGUUGCUAGCACUUCAGGCACAAAAAAGAGGGGAAGGCCAAGGAAGUAUGGCUCCGACGGGACAGUGCCAGCGGCAAAGAGAUCAUACUCGCCAAGAGUGCCGACUUCAUCACUUGCCCCAUCAGAGCACAAUCAGGAUAAGACACCAACAUCCGAACCAAUUGGGAGGAACUGGAGUUCAGUCAUUACUCAAUGCAACAGUUUUAUGCCCCAUAUGAUCACUAUCAGUCCUGAUGAGGAUGUUGCAUGGAAGAUUGCAGAAGCUGCUCAACAAAGACGUCGAGGCAUUGUCAUUAUGUCUGCAAAUGGAAUGCUCAAAAAAGUUGCAGUGAUUGAUCCGGCUCAUGACGACGGUGUCGUAAGACACGAGGGUCAAUUUAAAAUAAUUCAAAUGUCUGGGACGUUUAUGAUACAUGACAAGGAAGGAACUAGGCGUGGUGCCAUGACUGUUCAUUUGGCAGAUUUUGAUGGUCGUGUUUUACUGGGAGCUGUAGGAGGAGCUCUGAUAGCUGCCACUCCUGUGCAGGUCUUCAUAGGGAGCUUCACCGCAGGACCGCAAAAAAUAACACCAAAGGCUGAGAAGCCCGACCAAGAACCAAAUGUGGAGGAGCCCGGGGCAGAACCAAACGUGAAGACGCCCGAGCCAGAACCAAAUGUUGAGACGCCCAGGCCAGAACCAAAUGUGGAGACGCUCGGGCUUGAACCAAAUAUUGGGACGCCCAUGCCAGAGCCAAAUGUAGGGCCAAACGUUGAGAUGCCCAGGCCAGAACCAAAUGCUGGCGUCGCACCUUUUGAAGAUAACCAACUUUUUUAUCCUCCAAAUCCAAACUUCGGAUAUUCCUUACCUUCCCAAGGAGAAGAUUCGGGACAGUGGUGGAAUAAUCCAUUCGACUCGCUAGACGAUCUCAAUGUUUCCGAUUUUCAGUAG
Messenger RNA from Pyrus x bretschneideri (Chinese white pear), 1134 nucleotides. Its product is annotated as AT-hook motif nuclear-localized protein 2-like. The record is from RefSeq and is a predicted model, not a curated record. The coding region runs from base 1 to 1134 and encodes 377 amino acids. The transcript is spliced from 5 exons. Gene Ontology annotation, molecular function: minor groove of adenine-thymine-rich DNA binding. Lineage: Eukaryota; Viridiplantae; Streptophyta; Magnoliopsida; Rosales; Rosaceae.